AUGGCAACAGGGAACAAACUAGAUUCUGACAAAGAUGGAACAUGUGUAGAUAUUAAAACCAAUAGGGGGAUGAUAGGAUCAUUGUUAUACUUAACUGCAAGCAGACCAGAUAUUAUGUUUGCUACAAGCUUUCUGGCCAGAUAUCAAUGCAAUCUUAAAGAAUCACACCUAAAAGCAGUAAAAAGGGUUUUUAAAUAUCUAAAAGACACAUCAGAACUUGGUCUCUGGUGUCCUAAGGAUUCAAAUCUUGAACUAAUUGCAUAUAAAGAUGCAGAUUAUGCAGGAUACAAGAUUGACAGAAAAAGCACAUCUGGUGCAUGUCAAAUCUUGGGAGAAAAGUUGGUAUGUUGGGCAAGUAAGAAACAAAACUGUGUUGCAACAUCAAUAGCUGAAUCAGAAUAUGUAGCAGCAGCAAGUUGCUGUUCACAAGUGCUAUGGAUGCAAACUCAGCUGAAAGAUUAUAGAGUAAAUCUGACAAAGAUACCUAUUCUAUGUGAUUCAAAGAGUGUAAUUGCAAUUACAGAAAAUCCAGUUCAUCACUCUAGAACCUAG
Helianthus annuus (common sunflower) is the source of this 552-nucleotide messenger RNA. RefSeq names its product secreted RxLR effector protein 161-like. NCBI's taxonomy places the organism in Eukaryota, Viridiplantae, Streptophyta, Magnoliopsida, Asterales, Asteraceae. The record is from RefSeq and is a predicted model, not a curated record. Bases 1 to 552 code for a protein of 183 amino acids. The transcript has a single exon.